AUGGAGUUCGCUCUUAUGCACGCAAAGAAAUCGUGCCCUUUUAUGCAUGUGGCGUCCGCUUCGUCGUUGCGUAAACUUGGUAAUGGCACUUCGGCCACCUUGUUGAAUAAGGCCAAGCAAUGUCCAGUGAUGAGUCAAGCCAUCAAUGUUCGCAAGCGGUCUCUUACCACGGCCACUCCCAUGUCUCAAAAGACUACUUCCACCACUGUUCCCCGCGCCAAUAUUACCUCUAUGCCGGUAUCGCAUCAUACAAAAUCCAAGCAUUUUGAUUAUGAAGCUUUCUACCAAGAAGAGUUGAACAAGAAGCAUCAAGAUAAAAGUUAUCGUUACUUUAACAAUAUCAAUCGUUUGGCUCAAAAAUUCCCACGGGCUCAUACCGCUCGCGUGGAGGACGAAGUGACUGUGUGGUGUGCUAAUGAUUAUUUGGGCAUGGGACGUAGUCCUGUCCUCACCGAAACGAUGAAACGAACACUUGACCGCUAUGGUGCUGGUGCAGGUGGCACACGUAACAUUGCCGGAAAUGCAGAUUUGCAUCUUCGUUUGGAGUCCGAACUUGCUGAUCUGCAUCAUCAGGAAGGAGCGCUUGUGUUCUCUUCCUGCUACGUGGCCAAUGAUGCUACCUUGUCCACGCUUGCCGGCAAAAUGCCAGGAUGCGUUAUUUUUUCUGACGCUUUGAACCACGCUUCCAUGAUUCAAGGCAUCCGUCACUCGGGCGCUCAGAAAAAGAUUUUCCGUCAUAACGAUAUGGCUCAUUUGGAGGAACUUCUUCAAUCCGUGGACCCUUCGGUGCCCAAGAUCAUCGCUUUUGAAUCUGUUUACUCCAUGUGCGGAUCCAUUGGUCCUAUUCGCGAAAUUGUGGACUUGGCCAAGAAGUACGGCGCUAUUACAUUUUUGGAUGAAGUUCACGCAGUUGGCAUGUAUGGUCCACGUGGUGCUGGCGUCGCCGAACAUUUGGAUUACGAUUUGAACGCGGCUCAACCCAUGCGUGGCAACGGUGCUAUCUUGGACGAGAUCGACAUCAUCACUGGCACUCUUGGCAAAGCUUACGGUGUCGUCGGUGGUUACAUUGCCGGUUCCGCCGGUUUGGUUGACAUGGUCCGUUCUUACGCUCCCGGGUUCAUUUUCACCACGUCGCUUCCCCCGUCGGUCGUUUCAGGAGCGCUUGAAUCCGUCAAAUACCUGAAGCAAUCAACCAUUGAACGACAGAUGCAACAAAUGAACACUCGCUUGGUCAAGAGCCAGUUGUCUGAUAUCGGUAUUCCCGUGAUCCCCAACCCUUCGCACAUUGUUCCUGUGCUUCUUGGUGAUGCGGCGGCCGCCAAGUUGGCUUCCGACGAAUUGUUGUCUGAACAUGGUAUUUACGUCCAAAGCAUCAACUACCCUACCGUCCCCCGCGGUGAGGAACGUCUUCGCAUUACGCCUACUCCUGGACACGAUAUGGCCAUGGUUGGUCAUCUGGUCGAUUCUCUCGAACGUAUCUGGACCCGCUACGGUUUCAAACGCGUCGAUGACUGGGUUGCCCAGGGUGGCUGUGCCGGUGUCGGGGUCAUGAACUCGGUUAAACCUGAACCCAUGUGGACCGAUAAACAGCUUGGCCUUGAUAAAAUGGUGGAAGACGAAGUGGCCGUCGCUUCUCGCAGCAGCACUUCCAUGCUCUAA
This is a messenger RNA of Radiomyces spectabilis, 1659 nucleotides long. RefSeq names its product pyridoxal phosphate-dependent transferase. The transcript has 3 exons. The coding region runs from base 1 to 1659 and encodes 552 amino acids. Gene Ontology annotation, biological process: heme biosynthetic process. Gene Ontology annotation, cellular component: mitochondrion; mitochondrial matrix. The record is from RefSeq and is a predicted model, not a curated record. Gene Ontology annotation, molecular function: pyridoxal phosphate binding; 5-aminolevulinate synthase activity. Lineage: Eukaryota; Fungi; Mucoromycota; Mucoromycetes; Mucorales; Radiomycetaceae.